GGAGAGUUCCUGUGAAGUCGAGCACAAAGAAGCUCUCCAUCAGAGACUUCGACAUCGGCCGUCCGCUGGGGAAGGGGAAGUUCGGUAACGUGUAUCUGGCGCGCGAGCGGAAGCUGAAGGUGAUCGUGGCUCUGAAGGUGCUCUUCAAGUCUCAGAUGGAGAAGGAAGGCGUGGAGCACCAGCUGCGGAGAGAGAUCGAGAUCCAGUCUCACCUCAGGCAUCCCAACAUCCUGCGCUUCUACAACUACUUCCACGACGACACGCGUGUGUUUCUGAUCCUGGAGUACGCUCCGCGCGGAGAGAUGUACAAAGAGCUGCAGCGCUGCGGACGCUUCGACGACCAGCGCUCCGCCACCUACAUGGAGGAGCUGGCGGACGCGCUUCUGUACUGUCACGAGAAGAAGGUGAUCCACAGAGACAUUAAACCUGAGAACCUUCUGCUGGGAUACAGAGGAGAGCUCAAGAUCGCAGACUUCGGCUGGUCCGUCCACGCCCCGUCCCUCAGACGGCGGACGAUGUGUGGGACUCUGGACUAUCUUCCUCCGGAGAUGAUCGAGGGCCACACUCACGAUGAGAAGGUGGAUCUGUGGUGCAUCGGUGUGCUGUGUUACGAGUGUCUGGUGGGGAACCCUCCGUUCGAGACGGCCAGCCACACAGAGACGUACAAGCGCAUCACCAAGGUGGAUCUUCAGUUCCCGAAGCUGGUGUCUGACGGCGCUCGUGAUCUGAUCUCCAAGCUGCUGCGUCACAGUCCAGCCAUGCGUCUGCCGCUCCGGAGCGUGAUGGAGCACCCCUGGGUCAAAGCCAACUCACGCCGGGUGCUGCCCCCCGUCUGCAACACACACCACUGACACAAGGACCUGUUUGAGACACGCAGGCCUGCUGCUCAGAGUCCGCUGGUGAUGAGUGUGCCGUGAGCUGAAUGUGUCACUGUGUCAGAAACAUCGGAUCAAGGGCCCGUUUCUCCCUGUCUGUGUGUGUGUGUGUGAGAGAGAGAUAUGGU
Cyprinus carpio (common carp) is the source of this 1003-nucleotide messenger RNA. Its product is annotated as aurora kinase B. Gene Ontology annotation, cellular component: spindle pole centrosome; spindle microtubule; chromosome passenger complex. The record is from RefSeq and is a predicted model, not a curated record. Gene Ontology annotation, biological process: regulation of cytokinesis; protein phosphorylation; mitotic spindle organization. Lineage: Eukaryota; Metazoa; Chordata; Actinopteri; Cypriniformes; Cyprinidae. The transcript is spliced from 8 exons. Bases 156 to 851 code for a protein of 231 amino acids. Gene Ontology annotation, molecular function: protein kinase activity; ATP binding.